Molecule: messenger RNA, 3150 nt
Organism: Lentinula edodes (shiitake mushroom)
Lineage: Eukaryota; Fungi; Basidiomycota; Agaricomycetes; Agaricales; Omphalotaceae
Product: telomeric DNA binding protein
Exons: 7
Coding region: 66-3026 (986 amino acids)
Biological process (GO): protein stabilization; telomere maintenance via telomerase
Cellular component (GO): cytosol
Molecular function (GO): Hsp90 protein binding; telomeric repeat DNA binding
Source: RefSeq, a predicted model, not a curated record
GGUGAUUGUGACACGUAAGUGACGGUGAACGAACGUGAUUGUGACCUAAUGCUCAUGGGCCUGGUAUGGACGUUCCUUCUGAAUCCGAAGUAAGAAACCUCAUACACGAACUACAACAUCCUGUAUCCGAUUAUCCUACUCUCUCGUCUCUCAUAGCCGCUCCUCUAGACUGUCUGUCCCUCCUUCCACCCGUUUAUCGGCGCUACAAUAUUAAUUCUCUACCAUCGGGCUCUAUCAGACUUUCUGUUCAUGUUCCGUUGUUACAGCGCGCUCUACUUCAACAUGUUCUACCCAAUUGGGAUUUGGAACUGGAGAAACAGGGAGAUUUGACGCUUCUCGACCAGUACUUCUGUCCAGAUCUUUUCUCAUUUGCUUCCCCUAUGGCCGGAGAAGUCGCUGUGCUCGCGUAUGCGACCCUCGUUUCACUCCCCAUCACAGAUCACUCCCUUCGCCUAUUGGCCCGUUUGUCUAAAGAAUACCCAGUCGAUAGGCUUCACACUGCCAUCUUUUCUCUGAAUGACUCUUCAGCGAAGUCAAAUCAGAAGUGGGAAGACUGCAUUCGGAAUGUCGUAGCAGUCCCUGCAAAAGUAGGCAAUUAUUGUGGGGCAAGAAAGUUGAAUGUCCCCGCUUUUUUGGAGCACGGAGUCUACUUCAAUAACUUAUCUGUUCGUUGCGAGAGCUUAAUAUGGGCAUCCUCUAAAGAACAUUCAGCCUCAAUAAAUUAUCUUCUCACGAAGCUCGUUAAGCUCGGUGUCUUUCCCCCACAGUCACCCAACUCAGACUCCCAGCCUUCCUUUUUCAAUGCGACUCUCCCUGUCAUUCGAUCAAGACUUUCUCAAGAUGACACGGAUUCAUAUUCCGCAUCGUGGUCGCGUAUCUUUCGAGGGUUUGAGUCUUCCUUCGUAUUGCAGCAUGUGCUAGCGUCUCUCUUCACCUGUUUAAAGUCUCCAGAAUUUAGUACAGAUGGUUCUCUGUUGGCAAGAGUUUCCGUAAAACACGAAGCCUUCUUCAUGAGUAGGCUUUGCCCUAUUCAAGCCGACGACGUUGAACUUUGCCAGGCGGUCUCUGCGGUAAUGCUUGGCCGCGAGUGGCAAGAAAGUCUGAGUCGUGUUUUCGUUUGUUGGUGGGCAGAUAAUAAACUUCUCUAUCUUCUUCUCGAAAACGUUGUUUCACUCUGGUCAAAUCCGGAUCAUAUCAAACAUUCUCUACUUUCCCGUCAUCGUUAUGUGACCUCAAUUCUUCUUCUCACCAUUUCAUACUUCCCGUCUUCGUCUCCAGAAAUAAUCUCUUUGGUUCUCUCCACCAGUUUUAUAAAUGGAAUCAGUGUAUACAUCAACAGUAUGGACAAUAAUAUCCGCCAUUUUGGCAUGUUGGUCGCGGAAGUCGCCGCACAGCGUGCAGGAAGAAAUCUGGACUUCAGGGAUUGGGAUGGAGACGAUAGUGGCAAAUUGUGGGCACGGAAUCUGCGGGCCUUACUGGUGGUCCGUGACGCGGAUGCUGAUGCGCGCGCGUUGAACGAAGAAGAUAACUUAUACAAUGUAAUCUCGUCUGGGACUGCCCAAGCGGAGAACUCAGAGCCCAAAAAAAAAUCUGCCAUUACAAUCAAAUCUGACGAGUAUGACUCCGACAAUUCUAUAACAGGGUAUGAUUCUACCCCAUCCUCGCGUUCAAACUCCCCAACUCCAUCGGAGCUGGAAGAAAUCGAAAAAGACCCGUCCCUCAAUGUUGGCCAGAAGAAAAUACCAAGGCCGAUUUAUCUAGCUCAGUUAGGAGCUAUGCUGAGGAGUAUGGGUGGGAUGGCAAAGGAUAAUCCCUCUGAAGAUGCGGACAGGAUCGAAGUAGCUCUGAAUCAUGCAGAAGAACUCAUACGAAAGAAGAAAGAUUAUGGGACUGAACUUGAGGAAAAUGCUGUCAAUUUGGCAUAUGGCCUGGCAGGCUUACAAGACAACUACAACCUUGACAGAUUCAAUGAAUUGCGGCAGAACGCAAUGAAUGCAUUAGUCGCGUGUUCCCCUCGUAAGGCUGCACCGUGUAUAAUUGAAGAGUUUUUCAAAAACCAAUACUCGACUGAGCAAAGAUUUGUUAUGCUCAACGCUCUAGCCUUGGGUGCUCGAGAGUUGGCCUCUCUACCUACUCAAACUACUAGUCUCUCCAGUGAUUCCACAUCUUUCCCUAGCAAGCGUUUACCAGGACCUUUACAUAGAAAAUACCUACCUUCGUCCGCAACGUUGCCUCAGAUUCUGAGCGGGAUCACACGACAAGCUAUCGAUAGAGGUAAAGAGGCCACAGAAGACAAAGUCCCCGAAAUCGUACGCGAACGGCGAUUUAGGGUUCAGCGAACUAAACGUAUAUCCGAAGUGGAUUCAUCGACACUCACAGCGCGCAAUUCCCCACAUAAACAAACGACAUUUAAUGAGGUCGCAGCCGAUUAUUUUGUGGCUCCUCUAAUUAACCGAUUCUGGCUUUUCCUUCGAGACGAACAAACGCGAGAGGCGCGAACAGCAUAUCAUGAAGGCCGGACUAAGUACCAUGGCGCAGGAACGGGUCUGAUUUUGAACUCCCUGGUUAUGACCCACUUCCUACGCACCUUGACCGUUUUGGUACAUGCAUCCGAAAACACUCCAGAAUGGCUGGGAUUCCUGGCUCCCGAUUCUUUGGAGCUUGCCUUGACAUUAGGCACAAAACCAAUAUCUAUCGCGGAUAGUUCAACUGAGGAUACUGGCACCGCUGAAAAAGGAACGAAAGAGGCAUCAGUGCUAGCGUCCGCGUUAGAGCUUGUGCUCAUCGUCCUUGAUGGGUGUAUUCAGUUAGACGGAGGUCGCUCGCUCAGUCUGGACCAGGCCACAUUGUUGAUGAGUGUCAGUGAGUGGGCUUCAGUCGUUUUCUCCCGGUUAGAGGAUGGUAUUAAAUUGAAGGAUGGGGGAGGAGAGCAAGGUGCCAAUCUUAGACGUGCGGCUUCCGGAGUUAUCUUGAAGGCGGACGAAAUAAUAUCAAAGUAUCGCAGAUCUAUGAUUGAUAUAUAUUGAUAGAUAGCAGUGACCCGUGCGAUGCACAAUGAGAAGCUCAGUUCCGCUCAGGGCGUCGCGUUGCUCCGCCCACUCGCUGCUACCUUCGCCCGUGCAGUGUUCGUUUGUAACUUAUUAGAUAUAG